Messenger RNA from Humulus lupulus (European hop), 945 nucleotides. RefSeq lists its product as uncharacterized. The record is from RefSeq and is a predicted model, not a curated record. Lineage: Eukaryota; Viridiplantae; Streptophyta; Magnoliopsida; Rosales; Cannabaceae. The transcript has 4 exons. Bases 1 to 525 code for a protein of 174 amino acids.
AUGUCAGUAGAUGUGACUAAAGCUCACGGUGCAGACGCUGGCUGUGAACCUCCACCGAAUCCCACUUCCCGACUUCAUGGGAGAAUCCCAACUAAGAGAAAGGGUCGUGGCGUAGCUAUUGGAAAAGAUUUAGAUGAGGUGCGACGUAAAACUGGAAAACCACUGAAAGUAAGAUUUUGCCCGCAAACUCGAACCUUAUUGAGUCAUGGAAGGAAUACCACUAGAAGAAACACAACAAAUGAUUUUGUGAAAGACGAUGUUCGCCAAGAUUAUGAAACAUUGAAGGUUGAUUUUGAGUUACAAACUCAACAAGCAUCUGGUGCCACUUCCAAUGAUGAUGGUUCGACAAUAGUUGGUCAAGUGGAGGUGCUACAAAAAGUAUUGGGACAAAGGCGUGGACACGAGCGAAGAGUUGGGCAGCAAAUUGAAGGGGUCGGGGUCAUCAUCUACCCAGCGCUCUCACUUCAGCGAGUCUCAAGCCUCUCCUUAAUGUUCAUCAAAAAAGAUAGAAAAUUUGGAGAAUAAGCUAAAGAAUUUGACUGACCAAGUCAAUUUCUUGUCUCAUUUUUUUCACCUUCAUUUCAUCCACCAAACAUUCAGAUGCCGACUAUGCCUGAUAGCGACAAUAUUUAUGGAGCUUCUUCUUCUCAACCUCCAGCUCCAGCCCCAGCCCCAGCCUAUUUCUGAUAGCGACAAUAUUACAUGUACGGGGUAGCACCGUCUCAACCGUGGCAACUCCAUACAUGUACAGAGAAACACCAUCACCUUAUUCGUGCCCAGUUCCACCAUCGUCACAACCGUCGUAUCCCUACAUGUAUGGAGCAGGAUCGUCCACAUCACCUCUUCAAUAUCCCUGGUCGAUGCCGUUGUCGCAGCCACCACAACCACAAUAAGAAGACUAUAUGGAGGACGAGACAACUAAUUCAGGAGGCUAGGUUUAUUUUA